GAAAAAUGUUUUGGAGGGGAUAGUGGUUGGGGAAGCUUCAAAGAAGCUUCUCAGCCUGUUGAAAUCUGUAAAUUUAUUGGAUUUCUAUUUCUAUUUUAGACCUGUCGUUUGUCAAUUGUGUUUCACAACCCACAAAACAUUACUCCGUAUUUUUCUGGGAAUUCUUUUUUUCUCUUUCUUUCCCUUUCCUGAAUUCGUCAAUUCACAGAACCCGUUUCCAUUUGACUAUUUGGUUGUUCUUGAAACGCAUUUGGUGGGUUUCGUGGUUCGAAUCCGCGGCACCUUCAGGGAUGCUGCUGUUCCAUUGAGAAGCUUCAAUGGGUUUUGGUUUUGGGGUUUCAUUUUCCCAACGUAUAUGUGCAAUAAAAGGUGAUGAUUUGCAGGCGACCGUGAUUCAACAUUGGGUAUGUGUUGAUAUUUUUCUUAUGAAUUAACAAGUUGAAAUUUGAAUCUGGGCUGGUUUCUGUGUUUGAAUUCUUUUGCCAUUUGGUUUUUGUUUGACUAUUCAUUGUAGCAUUUGGGUGAAAGUAUUGUUCUUGUGGUGUAUAUGAGAAACAAAGCUAUGUCUAUUUGAAUAGUUCUUAGCAGAGUUGAAUAAAACAAGAUUGAUUUUGUUGUUGUAUGAGUUGAUUGAUGAUAGCUUUGGUAAAUAUGGAGGUUAGUAAUGAAGGGGAGAAUAGGGAGGGGGAGGGAGAGGCAAUAGGAGAGGAAAUGGAGACAGUGCCAUUAUCCCAUACACAGGUUAGGCGAACUCGAUUGAGAAUGCGUAGUUUUAGAGAGGUGAGGCUAAAAUCAUAUAUUUUUGAUGGAGAUGGGAACUAUUAUAACAAGGAAUGGGAUAUCUCAGAGGGUGCAGGGAGGGAGUUUUGUUGGUACCAUGUUGAGCUUCCCAAGUUUAAUCAGAAGCUUUCACAAUCUGCACAAAACCUUAUUGAUGUGCUCUGUCCUCCAUUGAAGCUCCAGGACAUUCUUUCGCUUGUUAGCAAUGGACCCUUUUGUGGGAAUGUGGAUGGGUCUCUCGUCUUCAGGGUGAAUUCACCUGGACCUGCUUCGAGUAAAUUUACGUUUAGGAUUGCAGCGAGAGUUACUGAACAUUCAGUAAUAACGAUCUCGUUGGGGCGUGUUCCAAGAUUGGGAUUCUCUCCCAUUAACCAGUCGCUUCUCUCAGAGGUUCCGGUUGUGGAAAGUCCCAGUAAUCAUAGCUCAGAACAUAAGGAAAGAGGCGGGAUUGUGAUUAGGGAGCACGUUCUUGAGUUUCUACUGACAAUGAAUCACUCCGAGGAAGCAGAUAAUCCCGUACCCAAAUCAGUGUCGAAUCUUCUUGUUCACAUUAUCGACACACAUGUGGAUCAGCUCCAAGACAUCGUGACAAACCUCGAGAUAGAGUUGGAUUCAGUGGAAUUGGAAUUAGAUAGAGGUGGGUUUGCCAUAAAGAAACUAAUGUUAGAUGACCAAAGAUUUCCCAAAAUGCAUCUCGAUUUGCAACGCCUUCUACAGGUAAUUUCAUAUGGAGAGCAAGUAUAUCCAAGAGUUAAGGAGAAGUGUUCUUCAAAAGAUUGGUUUGCCAGUGAAGACAUCGUCUCCCUGGAAGAGUUAAUUGGUCGACUGAGGAGACUGAAGGAGAAUGUCAGGUUUAUAGCCAAUCGUGUUAACGCGGUCCAGACUGGUCUUGAUACCUGGCAAGCCGAGCAAAUAAACAAGAAACUUUACUACCUUUCCUUCUUAUCCAUCAUAUUUCUUCCUCUAUCGAUAAUAACUGGAGUGUUUGGGAUGAAUGUGGGGGGAGUUCCGUGGACUAACCAAACAGAACCGGCCCUGAAGGAUGGAUUCCGCAAUGUCAUGGUUCUCUGUGUUUUUAUGUUACUGUUUGUUCUCCUUUGCUUCCUUUUUCCAACUCUGUGUAACCAACUAAUGGCCUGGAGAAGACGACAGGCCAUGAGAAGAAGUUGGUCCCUCAACCGGAGAUCUUUUGUUAGAAGAGGCACGGGAGGUACAGAGAGAUCCGGGAGACCGGGCUACCUGCGCCUCUACUGAGACAAAAACAACAGGAUAAUCGCACUCGUUAGCUCUUUGAGAAAGUUGCUUCGAACAAAAACCGCCUUCUUGCAGAUGAUGAUUAGAACUUUAGAAGUUACCAUUUUUUUUUUGUAGAAAGACUAAAAGAAGGUACCCAGUUUUGAUAUUGGUGCUGGACAGUCCUUUUUUAACUUUUUACUGUGUUUUAACAUACUGUAUAGAUAGAUUUUUCUCUGUUUUUUUUUUUUUUUUUUAAUUCUUUAAACCCAUCACCAGCAGAUAAUCUUGACAUCAAUUGUAUCA
Molecule: messenger RNA, 2319 nt
Organism: Ipomoea nil (Japanese morning glory)
Lineage: Eukaryota; Viridiplantae; Streptophyta; Magnoliopsida; Solanales; Convolvulaceae
Exons: 4
Coding region: 634-2034 (466 amino acids)
Biological process (GO): metal ion transport; transmembrane transport
Cellular component (GO): membrane
Molecular function (GO): metal ion transmembrane transporter activity
Source: RefSeq, a predicted model, not a curated record